Pterocles gutturalis (yellow-throated sandgrouse) is the source of this 2298-nucleotide messenger RNA. RefSeq names its product aldehyde oxidase 2-like. The record is from RefSeq and is a predicted model, not a curated record. The transcript has 19 exons. NCBI's taxonomy places the organism in Eukaryota, Metazoa, Chordata, Aves, Pterocliformes, Pteroclidae. The annotation marks the transcript as partial. Gene Ontology annotation, molecular function: oxidoreductase activity; iron ion binding.
GAUGUUGAUCCAGGACAGUCUCCACAAGAUCCCGUGGGCCGUCCCAUCAUGCACCAGUCUGGUAUUAAGCAUGCCACUGGUGAAGCAGUUUACAUUGAUGACAUUCGUCCAGUGGAUGGAGAACUUUCACUGGCUGUGGUCACGAGUACUAAAGCCCAUGCAAAGAUUAUAUCAAUUGAUGCAUCAGAGGCCCUUCAGGUGCCAGGAGUGGUUGAUGUAGUGACAGCAAGAGAUGUUCCAGGGGAAAAUGGAAAGGAUGAGCAAGCGUAUGCAGAAGAUAAAGUGAUUUGUGUUGGUCAGAUAAUCUGUGCUGUGGUUGCAGAGUCACUGACUCAGGCAAAGUGUGGUGCUGAAAAGGUGAAGAUCGUGUACCAAGAUUUGGAGCCAAUUCUGACCAUUGAGGAUGCAAUAAAACAUAAUUCGUAUAUUACUGAAGAAAGGAAAAUAGAAAAAGGAGAUAUUGAGAAAGGAUUCGAGUCUGCUGAUGAAAUCAUAGAAGGUGAAUUGCAUGUUGGAGGACAGGAACAUUUUUACCUGGAAACAAACAGUGUGCUUGUUAUUCCAAGAGUGGAGGAUAAAGAAAUGGACGUGUAUGUGUCAACACAGCAUGCAACAGAUGUACAGGAAUUAGUGGCUUCAGCUUUAAACCUCCAGUCCAGUAAAAUUAUGUGCCAUGUGAAACGUGUUGGUGGAGCAUUCGGUGGGAAGAUUACUAAACCUUCACUCUUUGCUGUAAUUGCAGCAGUGGCAGCCAACAAGACCGGGCAUCCAGUCCGUUUUACCCUUGAAAGAAAUAUGGAUAUGUUAAUCACUGGUGGACGGCACCCUUUCUUUGGAAAAUAUAAAGUUGGAUUCAUGAAUGAUGGUAGACUCAUAGCUGCAGAUUUCCAGUGCUAUAUCAAUGGUGGCUGUACAAAAGAUGAAUCUGAGUUGGUGAUUGAGUACAUUGUGUUGAAAGUGGACAAUGCAUAUAAUAUACCCAAUCUCCGAGUCAGGGGCCAUGCCUGCAAGACUAAUUUGCCUUCUAAUACUGCCUUCCGAGGAUUUGGGUUUCCCCAAGCAGGUCUAUUUUUGGAGACCUGUAUUGUGGCUGUGGCAACUCAGACUGGCCUACCACAUGAGAAGGUUAGGGAAAUAAACAUGUACAAAGGAGUUAACCUAACAUCCUUCAAAGAAGAGUUUGAUGCAGAGAAUCUGUGGCAAUGUUGGGAAGAAUGUUUGGACAAGUCUGACUACUACAGACGAAAAGCAAUGGUGGAAGAAUUUAACACAAAAAAUUAUUGGAAAAAGAAAGGGAUUUCCAUAAUUCCCAUGAAGUUUUCUGUUGGAUUCAAUGCAACGUAUUUUCAUCAGGCUGGGGCUCUCGUCCAUAUCUAUAUAGAUGGGUCUGUCCUAGUCACUCAUGGUGGAAUUGAACUGGGACAAGGAAUUCACACUAAAAUGUUACAGAUUGCCAGUCGUGAACUGAAAAUUCCACUGUCAUAUAUUCACUUCUGUGAAACAAGCACAACAACUGUACCUAAUGGCAAAUACACAGCAGGAUCAAUUGGAACGGAAAUCAAUGCAAGAGCCGUCCAGGAUGCUUGUCAAAUCCUUUGGAAACGUCUGGACCCCAUACGAAGAGACAAUCCUAAUGGCAAAUGGGAAGACUGGAUCAGUGAAGCUCACAAGCAAAGCAUCAGUCUUUCAGCUACUGGUUAUUUCAAAGGUUAUGAUACAAACAUGAACUGGGACACACAGAAAGGCCAUGCAUUCCCAUAUUUUCUGUUUGGAGUUGCAUGUUCUGAAGUAGAAAUUGACUGUUUGACAGGAGGACACAAGAACAUCAGAACAGACAUUGUCAUGGAUGCCUGUUUUAGCAUAAACCCAGCUAUAGAUAUAGGACAGAUUGAAGGGGCCUUCAUUCAGGGAGUUGGUCUUUAUACAUUAGAAGAAAUCUACUUUUCCCCAGAAGGAGAGCAGCUCACUCUUGGCCCAGAUACAUAUAAGAUCCCUUCAAUCUGUGACAUUCCUGAGCAGUUCUGCGUCUAUUUACUGCCAAAUUCACGCAACUCCAUUGCUAUCUAUUCUUCCAAGGGCAUCGGUGAGGCUGGAUUUUUCUUGGGCAGCUCAGUGUUCUUUGCAAUACGAGAUGCAGUGGCUGCUGCACGGAAGGAAAGAGGUCUGCCGCUGGACUUCACACUGAACAGCCCCUUGACUGUUGAGCGGAUUCGCAUGGCCUGUGAUGAUGUCUUUACUGACAUGAUUCCAAAAGAUAAACCCGGAACUUACAAGCCAUGGGCCAUCCGUGUAGAUUAA